Molecule: messenger RNA, 1633 nt
Organism: Lagopus muta (rock ptarmigan)
Lineage: Eukaryota; Metazoa; Chordata; Aves; Galliformes; Phasianidae
Gene: DNPEP
Product: aspartyl aminopeptidase
Exons: 15
Coding region: 112-1578 (488 amino acids)
Biological process (GO): proteolysis
Molecular function (GO): zinc ion binding; aminopeptidase activity
Source: RefSeq, a predicted model, not a curated record
GCCCCCGGCAGGAGGCUGCACGCGGUGUAUCCGGCACGACGUGUUUGGCUGCGGUGGCCGCUGUUGGCAUGGAGACCCCCAGCUGUCCGCUGGCGGGGUGGACAUGGGAGCAUGGGAGGCAUGGGAGCCCCGUUCCUCUUGUUUUUUUUCGGGGGAUGUAAGGCGGUGGGCCCGAAGCAGGCCGUGCAGGCGGCGGCGCAGGAGCUGGUGAGGUUCAUCAACCGCGGCCCCUCGCCCUACCAUGUGGUGGCCGAGUGCCGCAGCCGCCUGCUGCAGGCCGGCUUCCAGGAGCUGAAGGAGACGGAGCACUGGGACAUCCGCCCCUCCUGCAAGUACUUUGUCACCAGGAACUUCUCCACGCUCAUCGCUUUCGCCGUCGGGGGCCGCUUCCAGCCGGGGAAUGGGUUCAGCCUGCUCGGGGCACACACCGACAGCCCCUGCCUCAGGGUGAAACGACGCUCGAAGCGGGGGCAGGUGGGCACCUUGCAGGUCGGUGUGGAGACCUAUGGAGGCGGCAUCUGGAAUACCUGGUUUGACCGUGACCUCACCGUGGCAGGAAGGGUGAUCAUAAAGGAGCCGAACACGGGGCGCCUGGAGCAGCGACUGGUGUGCGUGGAACGGCCCAUUCUCCGCAUCCCCCAUCUGGCCAUCCAUCUGCAGCGCAGCAUCAAUGAGAACUUUGGACCCAACACUGAACAUCACCUGGUUCCCAUUCUGGCUACUGCUGUGCAGGAGGAGCUGGAAAAAGAGCCAGCCACAGAGCACACAGCUGGUGUUGCUACAGCCCAGACAGAGCGGCACAGCCCUGUCCUGCUUUCCCUGCUCUGCUCACAGCUGGGAGUGAAACCAGAGCAGAUUGUGGAGCUGGAACUAUGCCUGGCAGAUACGCAGCCAGCGACUCUUGGCGGUGCCUUUGAUGAGUUCAUCUUCUCCCCACGCCUGGACAACUUGCACAGCUGCUACUGUGCUCUGCAGGCGCUGAUAGACUCAUGCACAGUUCCUUCCCUCUCCCAGGAGCCUAAUGUGCGCCUCAUUGCACUCUAUGACAACGAGGAGGUAGGGUCAGAGAGUGCGCAGGGUGCCGAGUCCCUUCUGACAGAGCUGGUGCUGCGUCGAAUCUCAGCAUCACCGCAAAACCUGACAGCCUUUGAGGAGGCGGUGGCCAAGUCCUACAUGAUCAGUGCUGACAUGGCCCAUGCAGUGCACCCUAACUAUGUGGACAAGCAUGAAGAGAAUCAUCGACCAGCCUUCCACAAGGGCCCUGUCAUCAAAGUGAACAGCAAUCAGCGCUACGCCUCCACAGCUGUCACUGAGGCAGUCAUCCGGGACAUCGCGGCCCGAGUGGGAGUUCCUCUGCAGGAGUUCAUGGUACGCAAUGACACCCCAUGUGGCACCACCAUCGGCCCCAUUCUGGCCUCCCGCCUGGGGCUGCGCGUGCUGGACAUCGGCUGCCCGCAGCUGGCCAUGCACUCCAUCCGAGAGAUGUGCUGCACCUCGGGGGUGCUGCAGAGCAUCACUCUUUUCAAGGGCUUCUUUGAGCUCCUGCCGGUGGUCAGCAGCAGCCUGAUGGUCGACUGAGUGCGGUGGGAGAACAAUUGUGGGAUUCAUCCCUGAUUAAAGCAUCUUUGUCUCA